This is a messenger RNA of Notolabrus celidotus (New Zealand spotty), 1303 nucleotides long. RefSeq names its product MIT, microtubule interacting and transport, domain containing 1 (gene mitd1). Gene Ontology annotation, cellular component: midbody. The record is from RefSeq and is a predicted model, not a curated record. The transcript has 7 exons. NCBI's taxonomy places the organism in Eukaryota, Metazoa, Chordata, Actinopteri, Labriformes, Labridae. Bases 153 to 893 code for a protein of 246 amino acids. Gene Ontology annotation, biological process: midbody abscission.
GUUUCUCCGGGAAUUAUUUUGGUGACGCACCCCUCUAGUCGUCUAGUUUGUGAGGUGGUUUAACUUCCUACCUGGCUCUUCUGACAAGAAAUGAGAAACGCUACUCUGGUAAUCUUCCGCUAAGCUCUUUUAAGACGAAAAAGGACACAACAAUGACCCAGAACCAUGUGUCAGGGAUGGAGACCUCCGCCGUCUCCGUCCUGAAGCGGGCGGUGGAGUUAGACCAGAGCGGUCGCUUCCAGGAUUCUCUUGUCUGUUAUCAGGAGGGCAUCCAGCUGCUUAUGGACGUGUUGAAAGCUGUUAAAGAUGACUCAAAGAGAGGACACUACAGGGACAAGAUUAAGGGCUACAUGGACAGAGCUGAGCAGAUCAAAGUUCACGUGAACCAGAUGAAAGAAGAUGGGAAGUACCAUGAGCAGAUAAAAAUAGCAGAGGAUGCCACUGGUUACAGCUUCGAGUCCCUUUUCAAACCAUACAUCAGCAGUUUACUCACAGAAGUCUGGGUACAGGACCCGUACAUACGGCACACGCACCAAUUGUAUAACUUCCUGCGGUUCUGUGAGAUGUUACUCAAAGCGUCCUGCAAGGUGAAAAAGAUCCAUCUCCUUACUUCACAGGAUGAGGGGGAUAGCAGCCAGCAGAGCAGCGCUCUGGCAGAGCUUAAACAGAGUCUCAGUUCUCAGGGCGUGACUCUGGACCUGCAGUAUUCCUCCUCCAUUCAUGACAGGGAGAUCAGGUUUGAUAAUGGAUGGAUCAUAAAGAUAGGAAGAGGGCUUGAUUACUUCCAGAGACCUAAGGGGCGGUUCUCAAUUGGUUAUUGUGACUAUGACCUUCGACAGUGCCAGGAGACCAACGUAGACAUCUUUCACACCAAACAUACAAAGACACUAUGAGAUAUAAAACUGUUAUAACCUCUUUUUAAUAUCUCAAGUGACUGAGUUUACCUUCCUGCUCUCAGAUUGCUAAAACAAAUCUAAUGUGUUGUUGUAUUUUCUCUAACAGACAGGUGCAUGUCAUCAGCCUUAAACAGUGUAACAAGCAAUACAUGUCAUUUUACUGGUGUGUCUUUCACCUUUUUGAUUAUAAUUUUUAUAAAUUGUUACUUUCUUAUUCUUUAUGAAAAUGAUAGUUUAUUUCUUAUUUAUAAGGUUUUUUUUUUAUUGACCUUAUUGUAACUCUUUCUAUGAAUGGGUUGUCCAAGAUAUUGAGAAGGGAAGAUAGUUUUAAAGGCCUUAUACCACCAUCUGGUGGAAAACUAAAUUAAAAUUGUUCAAAUUAUAUUAAAAACUCUUUUGUAAUACCA